Phlebotomus argentipes is the source of this 1382-nucleotide messenger RNA. RefSeq names its product ER membrane protein complex subunit 2-like. The record is from RefSeq and is a predicted model, not a curated record. Bases 91 to 972 code for a protein of 293 amino acids. Gene Ontology annotation, cellular component: EMC complex. Gene Ontology annotation, molecular function: protein binding. Gene Ontology annotation, biological process: protein folding in endoplasmic reticulum. The transcript is spliced from 4 exons. NCBI's taxonomy places the organism in Eukaryota, Metazoa, Arthropoda, Insecta, Diptera, Psychodidae.
UGUAGCAUGUGUCAAAUUGGAAAAUCGUGUAAGAAUUUUUUCCCCUAAAUUAAAUGAUUUUCACAGCAUUGUGAGAGAAUUUCUAUUCAAAUGGCAAACAAUUUCGAGGACAUGAGUUGGUCAGAGGUGCGUGACCUAUUCCGGAAGUGGCGUGAGGACAAUGAGCGCAAGAGCGAAGACGUGGUGAAUCUCUGGGAGGCUGUUUUGGAGGAGAAGCAGCAGAAGCUGGGCAACGAACGUCACCUUGUCCUGGAGCAAGUGAUCAUUGCCGGACUGGAUUGUGGGCGCAUCGAUGUGGCCGAGGCGUGCAUCAAGAGUCUCUCGGCGGAGUUCCCGGGCAGUCUGCGUGUGCAAAAGUACAGGGCGAUGCGCCUAGAGGCACUCGAGCAGUACGACGACGCUCUGGAUUUGCUGGAUGCCAUUAUCCGGAAAGAUGAAACGAAUGCGGCACCGCGAAAGAGACGCAUCGCCAUCCUGAAGGCGCGCGGGAAGACGGGCGAGGCCAUCAAGGAGCUGUGCGACUACCUGAAGAAGUUCAUGUCCGACCAGGAGGCCUGGCAUGAGCUGUGCAAUCUGUAUUUGGCUGAGGCGGACUAUGCCAAGGCGGCCUUUUGCAUGGAGGAGGUCCUCCUGCACAACCCCCACAGUCACUUGAUCCACCAGAGACUGGGCGAGAUCCGAUACACAAUGGGCGGUAUUGAGAAUAUUGAAAUUGCCAAAUCAUACUAUUCACAAGCGAUAAAACUGAAUUCAUACAACAUUCGUGCGCUAUACGGAUUGUACUUGUGCUGUGGACACAUAUCGAAUUCCAAGGCGACGCUGAGCAAGAGGAAAGAAGCCCAGAAGCUGGGUCAAUGGGCCCUGGGCCAGAUCACCGAAAAGACGAAGAAGCGAUCGAAGAACGAGAAGAGUAGCAAGUACAUUCAAGCACUGGAUCAGGCUUUUGGCAACUUGGACCUUAAAUCUAAUUGAUUCUAGAUCUAUUUAUUAGCAUUUAGUAAGGUAAGAGGGUUUUUGUAACAGAGACAACAUCCUGUUUAUCAGUUCUCUCUUCAUGUUGGUAGUUUCAUCACGGUUUUUGUGCGCAUUAAGCCGAGAAAACUUCAUUAUAAAAGUGCAUUCUUUAACUGUUUUCUUUUCCGGGAUAUAUAAAAUUGUUUGUUUCCCCAGUGAAAAUGUGCGUGUCACGCGUUGUUUUCAUUCACUUAAAAAUGCCAAUUUGCAGCUCCUCAAGGAGAAAAAUCCUUCAAUUCCUCAUCAACACAGAGUUUUGUUUUUUUUCCUUUUAAUUUGUCAACAGAGAAUGUUCGUUUAAAAAUAUUUUACACUUAGGCAAUUUAUAACACUUGUCAUAUUGAAUGAAAUGAGAAAAGAAUUGAGUU